Amoebophrya sp. A120 is the source of this 910-nucleotide messenger RNA. Lineage: Eukaryota; Dinophyceae; Syndiniales; Amoebophryaceae. The record is from the annotation of a GenBank genome assembly.
GAUGAGGAUGCGCUGGUCUUGAUGCAGGCGGAAGUCCGGUUAUUCUGUGUGACGAGUUGGCUUUUAUGUUUAUCAUUUUGGCAGAGUAGCAGUAGCUGGCAGUAGCACUAUCAACAGCAAGGAGGAUGGUCGAGAAGAUGUAGCACAUGGCAAUGCUCCGCGGACGACGAGCAUCCGCAGCAGCAUGCAGGAGACGGCGGCCCCGCUUUGGGGCGAGGCCGCCCGGCUUCGUGCGGCCAUCCGCUGCCAGGCACGCGCUUUGGCGGUGGGGAUGAUGACGCGGCGCAGGGCAAGGCCGGCGGGCUGCGUGCUUCGCUUGCUUCCAGCGCCCGCCGGGCCUUGCCUUGCGCCGGCUUUUUGCCUGCUCGGCUUGUUGUUAUUCUUGGGCGACGUGGUCAAAUUCUACAUUGUGAAUGACACGCGCCACGAGACGAGCCGGGCCCCCCCCCUUUGAUCAGCCGGCCCGCGUGGUUUGCGCAUGUUCUUCCCUGGCCGGCUGCGUUUGUCGGCCCGCCGGCGGGCUGGGCCAGCCGGCCCCCCCGCCGGGCUGUGGUUUGGCGGCCCCGCCCCCUUUUUCCCCCGUUGCCCCAUCAGCCGGCCCGUGAGUGUGCCCGGCGGGCGCCAGAGCGCCCCUUAAGAAAUUAAUAGGCAGGCAGCAUUCUACCUGCCGGCCGGAGUCCUAGCCGACGGACCGCGCCGGCCAGCCGGAACGCAGCGGGGCCGGCCGUGUUUCCGCGUUCAUUCUAUUGGGCUUUGUCUUGUGCCGUCAUGGCGGAAAAGCGCAGUACCGCUCGCGGCACGUUAAUUGCCCGGAAUAAGGCGCUGCUGUUAUUGUUGCGUGUGUAGCAAGAAAAGUAUUGCCGGGCCCAUCUCGAUGCACGCAGUGUGGUGCAGAUCAGGGCGCGAGAUC